This is a messenger RNA of Ectocarpus siliculosus, 1968 nucleotides long. The record is from the annotation of a GenBank genome assembly. Lineage: Eukaryota; Phaeophyceae; Ectocarpales; Ectocarpaceae.
CUCUGUCACCACCUACUGCUGUGUCCGACCUACAGGGGGGCAGUGUCGCGACUAGAGGGGGCAAGAUCGUCGGAGAAAUAUGGCGGAAUUCCAUGCAAACGAGGCGGCGGCGGCGGCGGCGGCAGCAGCAGCAGCAGCAGCAGGCGGGACUUGCCGUCCUUCAAAUGUUGGGAUUCUUGCGAUGGACAUGUAUUUUCCGCGAUCGUACGUGGAGCAGUCGGACCUGGAGAAGACCGAUGGCUGCGAGGGAAAAUACACGGUCGGGCUCGGGCAGAACAAACUGGCCUUCGUGGAUGAUAGGGAGGACAUCAACUCCGUGCUGAUGACAGUCAUGCAGAGCCUGCUGGAGAAAUACGACAUUGAUCCGGCCAAGAUCGGGAGGCUUGAGGUCGGAACGGAAACGCUGCUGGACAAGUCUAAGUCGGCCAAGACCUGGCUCAUGCCCCUCCUGGGCGAGAGUAACACGGACGUGGAGGGCGUGACCUCGUACAAUGCCUGCUACGGCGGCAGUGCGGCUCUCUUCAACUCGGUGGCAUGGGUCGAGAGCAGCGAAUGGGACGGUCGCUAUGCCCUAGUGGUGUGCGGUGACAUCGCUGUCUACGAGGCCGGCCCCGCCCGCCCGACCGGUGGUUGCGGCGCGGUGGCGAUGCUCGUCGGUCCCGACGCGCCUCUGGUCCUGGAGCCGGGCCUCCGGUCGACUCACUCCCGAGAUGCGUACGACUUUUACAAGCCCAAGCACUCCGAGUACGCAGAAGUCGACGGGAGGCUGUCCCAGUCGGUAUAUUUAGAGUCCGUGGACAAGUGCUACGCCGGCUUCAGGGCAAAGGCGGCAGCCAGGCAAGAAAGACUGGCGGCAUCAUCAGGGGUGACGCAGAGCGGGGGUGCGACCACCCCCCCAGCGGCUGUGACGGUGGACUCGUUCGACUUCGUGAGCCUUCACGCACCUUACAACAAGCUGGUGCAGAAGGGCUUUGCGAGGAUGUCGUUCCUUGAUUUCCGCUCGGACCCUUCCGCGGAAGGGUUCCGGGAUCUGCCGGCGGCGGCCGCGGAGGGAUGGCGCACGGUUGAGCUGGGGGGCACGUACGCGGACCGAGAGAUAGACGCGGCCUUCCGCAAGGCGUCGGCUGGCGAGUUCAAGGCGCGUUGUCUUCCAGCGUCCACAGUCAGCCGCGAGGUGGGCAAUUGCUACACUGCCUCGGUGUUUGCUGGUCUCGUCUCGGUGGUGGCCGAUAAGGGGACCGCUCUGGAGGACGGCGGGGGAGCCCGCGUCUUCAUGUUUAGCUACGGGUCCGGCUUCAUCGCGACUGCCUACAGCUUCAAGGCGAGGCGAUCAACGACGUGCAGAGGGCAGUUCUCCCUCGGAGGCAUGCAGAAGGCUAUGGCCAUCAAGGACCGCCUGGCGAACCGACUUGGACGUAGGCCCGAGGACUUCGCACAGGCUAUGAACCUGAGGGAGCAGACGUACGGGAAGGCUGGGUAUACCCCUAGCGGGGCGACGGAUGCGCUGUUCCCGGGAACGUUCUACCUGACCGAGGUGAACGACAAAUAUCACAGGAGCUACGAAAGGGUGCCGCCACAAGCUUCGUGAUGUUGUACACCAAUCCGCCGUGUAGAUUCUGCAUCGAUGUUGCUUCAAACUCCUUGGGCAUCAUAUCCCAUAUCGAGGAUGCUAGGAUGGUCUCGUAGGAUCUUGAGGCUGUUCCAGUUGUAGCAACCCUGAUUUCUAAAAUACUGCUGACAUUCAACAUGGUUCAGCCCGAGCAGGUGCUUUAGGCCCAGGCCAACAUUUUGGAAGGGGUGCAGAGUGUGGAUGCAGCAAAUGGUUGCCAACCGUGCGUAGGGUGGGCUGUCUGAUCAAUGCGAACCUGUUUGCGAUGUACGCUGCCGUGGAUGGUGUUGCUGAAUUUGCUAGUUGUGUUCGCCUUUAUUGCCAACUAGAAAUGACGAAUAUCCGGUUUGAACGAUGUG